AUGGUGUGGGCGCAGCAGCUCGUGUUCGCGCCUGCGGCCUCGACGCCGCUCAGCAACGGCACCCACCCGUGGCGCCGCUCCGUCAUCCUCGUCUCGCUCGACGGCGUGCGGCCGGCGUACCUGACGCCCGAGCUGCUGCCGCACCUGUCGCAGGCGCCCGCCCUCGUGGCCGAGAGCAUGCGCCCCGUCUCGCCGUCGCUCACCUUUCCGAACCACUGGAGCCUGCUCACGGGCGUCUCGCCCGGCCGGCACGGCAUCGUCGCCAACGACUUCCACCGCAUCUUGCGCGACAAAAGCAGCGAGGCGUUCUUCUACCAGGACCCGGCGCGCUCCUGGAACGGCAGCUGGUGGGGCGCCGAGCCGCUGUGGAGCGUCGCCGAGCGCGCAGGCCAGAGCAGCGCGGUGCUGGCCUGGCCUGGCCCGCCGAUCACGUCGCACGGCGAGCGGCCGCGCCACUUCCAGCGGUACGUCAAGGGCUGGAGCACGGCCGACCGCCUGCGUACCAUCGAGCGCUGGCUGGACAUGGGCAGCGUCGACGAGCGGCCGAGCCUGAUCUGCGCAUACGUCCCAGACGUCGAUGCUGCAGCGCACGGCGCCGGGCCAGACCCCUCGGACCCGUCAGUCGCCGCGGCCCUGCGCGCCGUUGACGACUUCAUCGCUGCACUGCUUCGCAGCAUCGCUGCGCGCAACGCCAGCGAGCUCGUCGACGUCGUCGUUGUGUCCGAUCACGGCAUGACCCAGACGUCCUCAAAGCGUCUAAUCUAUCUCGACGAGGCGCUGGGGGCAGAGCUGUAUGGCGAGAUCCUCACGCGCGACGGAUGGCCCUCGGCCGGGCUGCGCUUCAAGAGCGCCAGCGCACAGACUGCGGCCCGGGACCGCUUGCGCAAGCUGGCAAAGGCCAGCAGCUUCCAGCUGCUCGACGCCGAGCCGCUCGCGCAGCAGUGGAACUGGACGGCGCCGGACGAGCACGUCAUGCGCGAGCGCGUCGCGCCGCUGUGGAUGGUGCCGGACGUCGGCUGGAGCAUCACGACGGCCGCCGAGAUGGCGACGUUCAGCGACGGCGUCUACAGCCCGCGCGGCAACCACGGCUACGACGCACGCCAUCCCGACAUGCAGGCCAUCUUCGCUGCCCACGGUCCGUCCUUCCGCCGCUCUGCACAGCGGAUACCGCCCUUUCGCAAUCUCGAGGUGCACGGCCUCGUCAACGAGCUGCUGGGCAUACCGGCGCGCCACCGGCCGCCUACAGAGGUGAGCCACUCGUCUCUCUCGGCCCUCCAGCGCUGA
Messenger RNA from Tilletiopsis washingtonensis, 1284 nucleotides. RefSeq names its product Phosphodiest-domain-containing protein. Bases 1 to 1284 code for a protein of 427 amino acids. Gene Ontology annotation, biological process: nucleoside triphosphate metabolic process. Gene Ontology annotation, molecular function: ribonucleoside triphosphate phosphatase activity; nucleoside triphosphate diphosphatase activity. Lineage: Eukaryota; Fungi; Basidiomycota; Exobasidiomycetes; Entylomatales. The transcript has 3 exons. The record is from RefSeq and is a predicted model, not a curated record.